This is a messenger RNA of Radiomyces spectabilis, 1503 nucleotides long. RefSeq names its product FMN-dependent dehydrogenase-domain-containing protein. The record is from RefSeq and is a predicted model, not a curated record. The transcript has 4 exons. Lineage: Eukaryota; Fungi; Mucoromycota; Mucoromycetes; Mucorales; Radiomycetaceae. Gene Ontology annotation, molecular function: heme binding; oxidoreductase activity. Bases 1 to 1503 code for a protein of 500 amino acids.
AUGGCUGAAGCGAAAAUGAAGAUGCUUUCACAAAAAGAAGUAUCUCAACACAAUACAAAAGAGGAUCUGUGGGUGAUCAUUCAUGACAAAGUCUAUGAUCUUACCCAGUUUUUACCCGAUCAUCCUGGUGGACAGAGUAUCAUCUUAAAGUACGCUGGCCGUGAUGCCACGAAUGCCUUUGAUCCUGUUCAUCCACCCGAUAUUAUAUCCCGUUACCUCACCGCCGAUGUUUGCAUGGGUGAAAUUGAUGUGUCGACCCUGGAGAACGAGCAAAGAGAAGAAACAGAAGAGGAGAAACGGAUCAAACUCGCAAGAGAAAAUAUGCCCAAGAUCGAAGAAAUGUACAAUUCCUUCGAUUUUGAAUCUAUUGCCAAGACGAUCCUCAAAGCUGAAGCAUGGGCUUAUUAUUCGUCUGGUGCGGACGACGAGAUUUCCAUGCGGGAAAAUCACAACGCUUUCCAUCGUAUUUGGCUACGUCCACGUGUGAUGGUCAAUGUGAAAAAUAUCGAUACAACAGCCCCCAUGUUGCGGACUACCUGUUCCAUGCCGCUCUACAUUACUGGUACUGCACUGGGUAAAUUGGGUCAUCCCGAAGGCGAGGUUGUCUUGACACGCGCCGCGGCCGAUGCCAACAUCAUUCAAAUGAUCCCCACGCUGGCUUCCUGUUCUUUUGAUCAAAUUGUGGAUGCAGCCACGCCUGAACAAACACAAUGGUUGCAACUGUAUGUCAAUUCAGAUCGUGAAGUCACCAAGAAAUUUAUUCAGCAUGCCGAAAAGCGUGGUGUCAAGGGACUCUUCGUCACCGUCGACGCUCCUCAAUUAGGUCGACGUGAAAAGGAUAUGCGAUCGAAAUAUUCGGAUGAAGCUCCCGGUGAAAUGGAAAACAAAGAUCAAGAUGUGAAUCGUGGGGAAGGUGCUGCUCGCUACAUCAGUACUUUUAUUGAUCCUUCACUCAACUGGGAAGAUUUGAAAUGGCUUAAAUCCAUUACCAAGAUGCCUAUCAUGUUGAAGGGUAUUCAGACUGCCGAAGACGCCGUGUUGGCGGCUCAGCAUGGAUGCCAAGGUAUUGUUAUCUCUAACCACGGUGGUCGCCAGCUUGAUUUUGCUCCGUCGGCUAUUGAAAUCCUGCCUGAAGUGAUGGAUGCAUUGCAGAAAGAAGGCCUGGAUAAGGAUUUCGAAGUAUACAUUGAUGGUGGUAUUCGUCGCGGGUCCGAUAUUUUCAAAGCCAUUGCUUUGGGAGCCAAGGGAGUCGGUAUUGGUCGUCCAGCACUGUAUGCCAUGGCCACUUACGGUGACGCCGGCGUGAAGCGUCUCAUUCAAUUAUUGAAAGAUGAACUUGUCAUGUGUAUGCGACUCAUGGGCGCUCCUACUCUCGGUCACAUCACCAGGGACAUGGUUGAUAUCCGAAACCUUAAAGAUCACUUUGUACAAAGCCCGACCGACAACCUUAGUGGCUCUUCCUACGAAAAGAUGAUUCCAAGAGGCCUGCUGUCCAAGCUUUAA